This is a messenger RNA of Haemonchus placei, 270 nucleotides long. Lineage: Eukaryota; Metazoa; Nematoda; Chromadorea; Rhabditida; Trichostrongylidae. The record is from the annotation of a GenBank genome assembly.
AUGGCAAGUGUGACAUUCGAAGAUGCGACGAAAAACAAAGAACCGAGUGAUCAAGAUGACAAGUCUGCACCAAAGAAAGAUGCCACUACCAACACCUCACCAUCGCGAUUUUUCUUUUACAACCGUACCCGGCUAGUUAUUCUGGUACUGUCUACACUAUGUCUUACAAUGAUUCAAAGUAACCCAUUGGCGCUCAAUUUCACCGUAAUCUGCAUGGAUGACGUCGUUGAUGAGCAGAGCCAUAACUCUUCUGGAGGUGAGCAGAUCUAG